Molecule: messenger RNA, 630 nt
Organism: Colletotrichum abscissum
Lineage: Eukaryota; Fungi; Ascomycota; Sordariomycetes; Glomerellales; Glomerellaceae
Exons: 1
Coding region: 1-630 (209 amino acids)
Source: RefSeq, a predicted model, not a curated record
AUGUCAACAUAUCUCUCUCUCCUUUCCUCCCUCCUUGCGUCGCCUGGCUGGAACAUCGUCACUCCAUGUGUGUCAACCGCGUCCAAAGCCCAUAAAAUACAGUCCAGAUCGAGCCAUCGUGUGGACAUGACGUGUUCCAUCGGAUGCUUGGUGAGCUUACGCCCCCCAUCAUCGGACUCCUCGAUCCUUACUCGCGCUUGCAUGAAGCCGUUUCUGUCGGUGAGCUGGCGUAUGUAUGUGCCAUGCCAAAAUAGGAGACUAAGUUCCGCAAAAGCUCCAAACUUGGCUUGGGAAAAGGGAAAAUGGAUAUGCCACGUGAGCUCCUGGGCCCCCCGCCGGAGACUACUUUUUUCCUUUUCUCCUGUCCUCCGAGAGGCCCAUGACCCUAGCCUGAACAACCACCAGGGUUCCGGAGAGAAGCUCGCGAAGCGAAAGGGGAGAAUUAAACCAACCCCUGGAACAGAUCAUCAGGCGAGGCCGUGGAAGAGAGAGGAUACGACUGCGGGCCGUGUGCAACGGGCCGAACGCGGAUGGAUGUGUACAAGCUCACGGCUCGAGUACGAGGUGGUAUCUUGUGUCACUUACCAUAUAUCAUAUAUUCACAACAUCCUCCGCCCUGAACACACUUGA